AUGGUCCAGCUUUUUGGCCAGUCCAGUUUCGCUCAGCGUACAAUUGCGAGGCGUUCCAGUGUUGUGAAUGUCAACGCAUUUUUGCACCAUGAUAACGAGUUGCAGUUACUCACACCCCUGGGGUGCGGACUGCAGACGGGCAAAGGCGCGCCGUGGGCAUGGGAGCUCUCAUGGUACGUGUUUAUUCCUCAAAUUUUGCUGAUCCAGAACCUUGAGCAGGAGGUGGAGCGGCUACGGGCCUUGUCUGAUACAAAUGACGACGAUUCAGCUUCCCACCGGUCCUACGGGGCGGGAGAACAAACCCAUAUGCAGGUUCAAACGCCAGACACGCACGUCUCGGCCAGCGGUCGGGCGAUUCGAGAAGAUGGGAAUUUCCCUGGCCAGAUCCGCGAGCCCCAAGUUGCACUUGACCAGGCAUCAAACGAGGUAUUGGGUGCCAAUCGUGCCCGUGGACCUGCCAUUGGCCUUUUCCAUUUGCCAUUGGUCGGGAUUCUGGGGUUAAGCUCUGGGCUCGAAGCUGAGGCGACAUACGAUUACCGGCUACAACCCCUGCAGAUCCAAGCACUUUGGGACAUUUACAAGGAUAAUGUUGCGCCCAUGAUAGCUCUCUUGCAUAAGCGUUCGAUUGAGAGCAUGAUCCACGACGCGUGCACGAAGAUGGACGAAACCCUUGGAAUUGCGUCUGAGACCCUCAUUCUCGCGAUCUGUUUCUCGGCUACACUCAGUGCAACGCCAGAGCAGUGUUUGUCGAUCCUCGGCCAGGAUCGCGACGUGUGCAUCCGCGAUUCUCGUAUCGCUGUGGAGCAGGCUUUAGCACGGGCGAACCUGAUUAGUUCCAAAGACUUUCAAGUUCUGCAGGCCGCUGUACUUUUUCUGUUGUGUCUGCGUUGGCUUGAUUCUAGGCUAGCAUGGGCAGAGACAGCCAUCGUGGUACGCGUGGCACAAAGACAAGGGAUCCAUCGAGACGGUCAAUUCUGUGGGCUGAGCCCGUUCAAGUCUGAAAUGCGGCGCCGUCUCUGGUGGCAUAUUUGCAUCCUCGACUUGCUCUGCUCUGAAGACCAAGGCACCGACACUCAAAUCCGGCCUGAGAUGUUCAACACCAAAAUUCCAUCAAAUAUCGAUAUUGAUGAACUUGCGCCAGACAUGACCACUUUUUUACCUCCUCGAGCAGGUUUCACCGACAUCACGCUAUGCAUCAUUCAAUGUGAGACGAUGACAAAUUUGUAUUGGGCUGGCAUAAGUCUUAACCCAGAGACUAUCCAAUCACCUAUUACCGAGCGAGAAAGCCUGUUGUGCUCGCUAGCGACACGUAUUGAGGAGCAGUACUUACGAGAAUUCGACCAGGAUAUCCCGAUACAAUGGCUGACGGCUGUCAUCGCUCGCCUUUCCCUAUCCAAAGCGCGGGUGGUAAGCCUUCUCAAUCACUCCAGGCCGGGUGAAGUACCAAUUGCUACCAAUGAUGAGAUCUUCCAAAUGGCAGUCGAAAUCGUUAAAUUCGCAAACCUAAUACAGAAGAAUGAGCCCACAGCACAGUGGGCUUGGCUUUGUAAAAGCUACAAGCACCGGCACGCUGUGGCGUUUAUUCUGUCUGAGCUUUGCAUUCGUCCAAUUUCACCCGAAACGAAUCAAGCCUGGGAAAUUGCCACGGAGAUGUAUAACCAGUGGCAGCAAGAGGACAAUGAAACUGAUAUAAGCCUGGAGACCAACUUGUCCCGUUUAAUGGAGCGCGCCACUAUAUCGAGAUCUAGAAAGCUGGAGUCUCUCAGGGCACCGCGUGACUACCACUCCUCGUUACCUGUCCCACGAUCCAUAAUCCAUGGGGAUGUCCCUGUUACAGCACCUGCCACCGAUCUGGAAAUUCACCAUUCUAGCACUAGUGGGUCUGCAGGGAUGCAGGAUCUUUUAGAUGAGGAGUUGGCCUUUGAUUUUUCGGCAAUGGACUGGCUAUCAGGGUCUUUAUUAUGA
This is a messenger RNA of Penicillium daleae, 1965 nucleotides long. RefSeq names its product fungal specific transcription factor domain-containing protein. Lineage: Eukaryota; Fungi; Ascomycota; Eurotiomycetes; Eurotiales; Aspergillaceae. The coding region runs from base 1 to 1965 and encodes 654 amino acids. The transcript is spliced from 4 exons. Gene Ontology annotation, molecular function: DNA binding; zinc ion binding. The record is from RefSeq and is a predicted model, not a curated record. Gene Ontology annotation, biological process: DNA-templated transcription.